This is a messenger RNA of Diabrotica virgifera virgifera (western corn rootworm), 14846 nucleotides long. It is a transcript of the gene Usp7, whose product is annotated as ubiquitin carboxyl-terminal hydrolase 7. Bases 416 to 3766 code for a protein of 1116 amino acids. Gene Ontology annotation, molecular function: cysteine-type endopeptidase activity; cysteine-type deubiquitinase activity; protein binding. Gene Ontology annotation, biological process: protein deubiquitination; regulation of protein stability. NCBI's taxonomy places the organism in Eukaryota, Metazoa, Arthropoda, Insecta, Coleoptera, Chrysomelidae. The record is from RefSeq and is a predicted model, not a curated record. The transcript is spliced from 14 exons. Gene Ontology annotation, cellular component: cytosol; nucleus.
AUCUGUGCGCAAGACUGUAGAAAAUACCUCCAUUUUGUUUAUUUUCUUAUGUGAAAAGUGUAGUGUCGGCAUUGCGGUAAAACAUCAUUUAACAAAGCCAAUGGGCGCAAAAUAAACAAAAAUAAUUCGUAGCAGUCGAAAAAUAUAGUCGUAUAUAUGUUCCUUGUUCGGUUCCCUCGUUUAGAGGGUUUACAAAAUAGCAGACAUUGGGCGCAUCGCGAGUAAGCACUUUGUCAAAUUGACUACUGUGUCCGGCACUAAAAAUAAUUCUCAAAAUACUCCAAAUAACAAUAACUCCCUUCAUCGUGGUGUUGUGGCAGACAAAGAAGGUGUUCUACAUACAAAGAAAAGUAAAAUCGUAUUCGGCUCUGUUGGCAGAGAUAAAACUGUGCCCCUUUUAUCGCCACCCCCAAUAAUGAACCACGUGACAGGUCACUAUCGCCGGAACGAAGACAAUCCCCAGAAUACUAACGUCAAUGAAGUUGAGGACAUGGAAACUCAAGAAGUGACUACAAUGGAAUACAUCACAGAUACAGCUGGGGCAGACAUGGAUCAGACUCAGAAUGGAGAAGUUUUAGUUGGUCCUCAGCCUGAUCCAAAUGCAGUUGUGCAAGAUACAGAAAUGGAAGAAGAUGAGGCUCGUUCUGAUGCAACAUUCAAGUUUACUGUACACAAUUUUAGUAAGCUCAAGGACUCUGUACUCUCUCCUCCAUGUUUCGUGAGAAAUCUGCCCUGGAAGAUAAUGGUAAUGCCUCGUAACAGUCAUUCUCAAGAUGCUAGGUCUGAUAGACCAGCUCAGAGAUCCUUGGGUUUCUUUUUGCAAUGUAAUGGAGAAAGUGAAUCCAGUUCUUGGUCAUGUUAUGCAGUUGCAGAGUUAAGAAUGCUUUCAGUUAAACCUGAAAUAGAGAAUUUUACUAGGAAAAUUCAGCAUUUGUUCUAUUCAAAGGAAAAUGAUUGGGGAUUUUCACAUUUUAUGUCAUGGAAUGAUGUGUUGGAUCCAGAGAAAGGUUUCAUCAAAGAUGAUGCAAUCACAUUGGAAGUCCAGGUUGUAGCGGAUGCACCUCAUGGAGUGUCCUGGGAUAGUAAAAAGCAUACAGGAUAUGUUGGUUUGAAAAACCAAGGUGCCACUUGUUACAUGAAUUCCUUACUCCAAACUCUGUACUUUACCAACCAGCUGAGAAAGGCUGUCUAUAAAAUGCCCACAGAAUCUGAUGAUUCCACAAAAUCAGUAGCUUUAGCAUUACAAAGGGUUUUUCAUGAACUACAGUUCUGUGAUAAACCUGUAGGUACUAAGAAGCUUACAAAGAGUUUUGGCUGGGAAACUUUGGACUCUUUUAUGCAACAUGAUGUUCAGGAAUUUUUAAGGGUGCUAUUAGAUAAGUUAGAAAGCAAAAUGAAGGGUACUUGUGUAGAAGGAACUGUGCCCAAAUUAUUUGAAGGAAAAAUGAUUUCAUAUAUAAGAUGUAAAAAUGUUGAUUAUUCCAGUACUAGAUCAGAAACUUUCUAUGAUAUACAGUUGAAUAUUAAAGGAAAAAAGAACAUCGAUGAAUCCUUUAAAGACUACAUAGCCAAAGAGACCUUAGAUGGUGAUAAUAGAUACGAUGCAGGAGAGCAUGGUUUGCAAGAUGCUGAGAAAGGUGUCAUCUUCAAAGAAUUCCCCCCAGUAUUGCAUCUACACCUGAUGAGGUUUCAAUAUGAUCCUGUGACAGACAGCUCAGUGAAAUUCAAUGAUCGGUUCGAAUUCUAUGAGAAACUCUCGUUGGACGCCUAUCUCCAGGAACAGGAUCCCAACAACCCUGCCAAUUAUACUUUGCACGCAGUUCUUGUACAUAGCGGUGAUAAUCACGGAGGACAUUAUGUUGUUUUUAUUAAUCCGAAAGGUGAUGGUAAAUGGUGUAAAUUCGAUGACGACGUCGUUUCAAGAUGUACCAAACAAGAAGCAUCUGAGCACAAUUUUGGUGGACAUGAUGAGGACAUGAAUAUGACAGUAAAACACUGUACUAAUGCUUACAUGUUGGUGUAUAUAAGGGAUUCUGAAAUGCCCAAAGUAUUACAAGAUGUGACAGAUGCAGACAUUCCCACAGAACUGGCCGAUCGCUUGGCAGAGGAAAAGCGAAUGGAGCAGGUGAGGCGUAAAGAACGUAACGAGGCCCAUCUGUACAUGACGAUAAACGUUCUUUUGGAGGAUGCGUUCGAUGGUCAUCAAGGCAACGAUCUUUAUGAUCAAGAAAGGGCUCUUUUUAGGGUGUUCAAAAUCAAAAAGAUGGCCACUGUUGCCGAACUAAUGGAAAUGCUGGCGGACGCCUUUAAGUAUCCUCCAGAGCAAAUAAGACCAUGGCCUUUUAGUCAGAGGUCAAACCAAACCAUCCGACCCAGUGUUUUAGAUCUCGAAACAGACCUCCACAAGCCUGUAAUAGACACAGCAGAAAACGCGAAUCCUUGGAACAUAUUCCUCGAGCUCCUUCCUCCUGAUUCGGGGCAAUCGACACUUCCGACGUUUGACAAGGAAACAGAUGUAUUAUUGUUUUUCAAAAUGUACGAUCCCAAGCAAAAGAAAAUCCACUAUUGCGGUCACAGCUAUUUACCCGUUACGAGUAAGUUAGUGGAUAUUAUACCGUUGCUGAACGAAAGAGCAGGAUUUCCGCCAGAUACCGAAUUGUUACUUUAUGAGGAAAUACGACCGAAUAUGAUAGAGAAAAUUACAAAUUUUAAUGAUCCUUUAGAAAAGGUAUUAGAAGAAUUAAUGGAUGGUGAUAUAAUAGUGUUUGAAAAGGAAGAAAGAGAGGAACUUUCCGACCUUCCGACAUGUGUAGAUUAUUUCAAAGAUUUGUAUUGUCGCGUUGAAGUGACUUUUGUAGACAAGUGCAUACCCAACGACCAGGGAUUCACAAUGGAGCUGUCACAGAGAAUGACAUACGAUCAGUUCGCCAGAGCCGUAGCGCAGAGGGUAGGAACCGAUCCCUAUUUGUUACAAUUCUUUAAAUGUCAAAGUUAUAAAGAUAGUCCUGGUCACCCGUUGAGGUGUACAUUCGAAGGUACUCUCAAAGACCUACUAGUAUAUUCAAAGCCAAAAGUCCCGAAGAAAAUAUUUUAUCAGCAACUUAGUAUUCGAGUCAAUGAAUUAGAAAAUAAGAAGCAAUUCAAAUGCGUUUACGUGGGCUCGAAGUUCAAGGAAGAAAAGGAACUGAUAUUAUAUCCAAAUAAAGGUGGAACCGUGGCAGAUCUCUUAGAAGAGGCGAAAAAGCAAGUCGGAGAUUGUGGUACUGGAAAACUUAGGUUAACAGAAAUAUGUAGUAAUAGGGUAUCAAUGGGGCCAAAGGAAGACACGCCUUUAGAGCAGCUAGCAAUUACAGCUACGAAAAUAUAUAGGAUCGAAGAGGUGCCUCAGGAGGAAUUGCAUCUUGCCGAAGACGAAACGUUAAUUUCGUGUGCUCAUUUUCACAAGGAGGUCUUUUCGACGUUCGGCACUCCUUUCCUCAUAAAAGUCAAACAGGGAGAACCGUUCGCUAAAGUAAAAGAACGAAUACAGAAACGAUUGGCUGUGCCCGAAAAAGAAUGGGAGAAAUUUAAGUUUGCAAUCGUGGCGAUGGGUAGGCCACAGGUUAUUCAAGAAGAUGAAUAUGUAAUUAAUUUAGCUGAUUUUAAACCUGUUCCUAAUCAAUCAGCGGGUAGUCCUCGACCCUGGUUGGGAUUAGACCAUGUGAAUAAAACUCCAAAAAGGUCGAGGUUCAAUUACCUGGAGAAGGCCAUCAAAAUCUACAACUGAGACUGACAGAAGAGACAUUUAGUGACAAAAUCUCUAUCACCACCUAACCAACCGAUGACCACCAAACCUUCGAGUUAUGGCCGACAUGUACCCCCGCCUACAACUUUCCCCCCUACAAGCGAGGUGUUGCACGACAUUGUCACUAUACCGCGCUAAAUAGUCAAGACGCCUGACGAUAGGACUCAGUGUACAUUGUAAGGGCGCCGUUUUUCUUUCGAAGUCUUGUUUAUAAGAAGUAUUACAUAUUGGAGUCACCCGGUGCUUUAUUUUUAUAUUAGGUGAGCUUUGAUUUUGUGAUAAUUAAGAAAUGGAGGCAUCGCCUUUUUAAACCUGAUUUUAGUCUAUGUGAAAUUGAUUUAGGCCUUGUUGCGUUGUUUUUUAAUUAUAGCUACCAUAAAAGAGCUAAUAGAUAAGAUCAUUAAAACCUACUAAUGCAUUUUGAUCAUUAAAACGUUCUAAUGAAUUUUGAUUAAUAAAGCGUACUACUAUUAAAACAUUUGAUCAUCUGGUAUAAAAAUAAAUCUCCGGGUGUAUCGGGGAGGAAGGACAUUGCGGAAGACCAACUGCGUCUUUUAGACUUAAACUUGUCGCCAGCAUCUCGACUAAAUAUGCUUAUCCAGAUUAUUCUCAGAGUAACUUAAAAACAGGCAAUUAUCAGCUAUAUAUAACACUUGUAAAUAUUUAUUUAACUGACAAAUAAAAAAGUCUGUCUCUUGUUUUUUAGGGUGUAUUCACAUGUUGAUAUUUUGUAGAGGGUUAUUCAGGAUUUCGAAUGAAAUCAUGUUUUUAAUUAAUAAUUAUAUUAUUUAUCACAGGUCACAGAUUUUAUAUUAUCUUCAAGGUUGUACAAGAUAUCGAUAGUUAUAAAGGUUAUGGCAAAGAUGUUACUAAAAGGGAUGUUGCAGUGUGCGUUGAAUGGUAGCAAAAACUGUUUAUGGCUUUAGAAAGACGAACAUCUGUCUGAUGGAAGAAAGUAAUGAUGUUAAUGUAAAAAAGCAUUGUAUGAUGUAAACAAUUACAUGAGUCGCAUUCUCAAAAUAUUUAUUAUUUAUAUAUCAAAUAUUUGACAGGAACCAAAUUUUUUUGUUGAUAUUUGCUUUGGUUUAUGCAAACACUAACUAAAUCUAUUCGCCAAUCUUACUAACUAGUUAUUAGAGAGAUAUUGCAAAUUUAACACAGCCUACGUUGCGCUAUUUACACCGCGCCAUUUUGAUAGAAUUGACAUUUCUCAGACGUUUCAUAAAUGCAGAUAUUGCUUAACAUUUUGGUUGCGGUAUUUUACGGCUCGAUUACGAUUAGUUGUUUAUCUAAUUUGUACUCAAAAUCCAGAAUUUAAUGUAGAUGGAAGAAAGGUUUGUAUUUUCUUCCAAAUAUCGACCAAGAAGAAACAAAUGAUCCUUGAAUGUUCUUAUAAAUAAAAGAUUUUCCUAUUGCACUCUUCAUGUUUUCCUGAACUAACGUCCAAUUUUCUGGAGAAGUCAAUGGAUUUUGACAAAACUUGUUUUAAUAAACAUAAAUCGUCAUCAGACGUAAAUCUAAUUCGUUUGCUACUGUCUGAGGUACCCAUUUUAGCAAAUUAUUACGAAUAAAUUUGGUUUAAAUGAAAGAUAAACAACAAACAUAACCUGAAAAUAAAAUAGCGCAACGAAUACCGCACAACGUAACGACUCCCCUAAUAACGGCAGGCCGUAUUUCCAAUAACGCAGCGUAAGCCAGAUAUCACAUCUGCGCAUGCUCUACUGUCAAAAUAACGCGUGCUGCAAUACAGCAAGUGCAAAAAGACUCUGCAAUAUCUCUCUAUUGUUUCGUCUAUAAUCGUAUCGAAAUAUGUUAAAUUUAAGAAUAUUUCUUUCAAAAUGUAAGCGUUCUAUUCGCGGUGUGCAAGUACUUGGAGGGGAUACGAGAAACGAUCGUGCGCGAAUAGCUGAGAAAUAUUGCAAAUUUCUUAAAUAAUUCAUAUUGUCAAUUGAAAUUGUCAAAUUGACGUAUAUUUCAUACUUACUGUCAUUAAAGAAGAAAAAUUAUAUGUUGCUCCACAAUAUUGAUAUGAUAUGCAAUUAUUAUAUUAUAAAGGUAAAUUUAAUUAAUUGUAUUUUGCUUGCAGUACUGCAUUUUAAUGACUAAUUUUAUUUACUACAUACAAUUGUUGACGUUUUAAUAACAUAACCUAAAUCUUAUUUUUUCUUCUUAUUAUUUUUUGGACUAUGGCCUUGACAAUUAUCCAGUAACCAGGACUAAUAUAAUUGGCCAAUAUAAUUAAAAGUGCGAAAAAUGUUGCUGAGCGUAGAAACCAGGUGUCGUUUUGCGGAAGUUACACGUUCCCAAUACUUAUUCUUAAGUAAAAUCGUUUUAUUGAUAGGAUUGGUGAAAAAGAUAAUUAUACAAUUUUAUUAUAUCUUUUCUCAUACCACCUCAUUAUACAGCUUUCAGUUUUGUUUUCACGAUGGUACAUUUACUCAUCAGAGAUUUGUUGAAAAUUACGAAAAUGUAACAUUAUUAACACGUUGGCUUCCGUGACACACAAAUGUUUUGUCUCAAUAGCAUAGAAACGGAAGUCUCGUGGCCGUAGGGACCCAUUUUGAAGUGAAUACUUCUUAUCGUUCGGUAUGGAAUUUUGGCGGGUGUAAAGUCAUAUUGGUCGUCAUUCAAAAUCGAGACGCAAGAGUGUAAUUCAAAAAUCGUAGCGCGAGAGGUUAGCUUGCGGUUACCCCUCUUGGUAUAUGUAGGUAUGUUACUUAACGACGUUCUACACCUUCGUUGCGUGGUAUGCCUCUCAGAGGAAAGGGGGGGAAACUUAUAUGCAAGCGAAAGUUCGUAACAAUGCAUUUAUACGCUCUGAGCUUCGCUGGUGGCGCUCCUAGCGGAUUACUAAUUCAACUUUCACCGGUAAUUUUUAAAUUUAUUAUUUAAUUGUUAUCGCUUAACAUUUACAACGCAAAAAAGUAAUUAAAUUGUAAUCGAUUUUUUAAGAUUUUGCCAAUCAUUUUGACGUUCUAUUGAUAAAAUAUGAAUUUCUUACUUCGGAUACUUUCACAAUUAUCGUGUAGAUGGCGUUAAGAUUUUUAGAUUAAAUUACAAUUACGUAUUACGGAACAUUAAAAAAACUUAAAUUCAGUAUUUAAAACGUAAGUAUAUUUAAGGUAAAAAUAUAUACCACAGCUUUUAUGUCAAAUUUCCGGUAAACGCUUACAGACUUACCACUACUGGCGCUCGCGAAUUUGUAAAUAUCCCCUCUACGUACGAGCUCACAGCCUAUAGCAGAAUACUUAAAUCAUAUGUUUCAGUAUUGAAUACUUUGUAAAAAUAAAUUAUAAUAAAUUACGGAAUUAAUUAUAAUAAAUAAAUUAAAAAUAAAUGGUACGGUAAACAAUCCUCAUUUUUUAAUAUGGUAUUCCUUACAAAAAAACCUUUAAUUUAAGCACAAAUAAUUAAAAAUCGUAAAUUUGUUUCAAAAGUUAUUAACUUUUUAAGAAUUCCCAUAAGAGCCCGUGUUAAAACUUAAAUUUGACCCUUAAUAGUAAUUAAACGGCACGGUAAAACAAUUUUUAAAAAAUCAAGUCUUAGUUUUUUGAAGUAAACUAUAACAUACUAAAAUUUCAUGCAAAUCCUUAAUUCUUUGCCGAAGGUGUAGAACGUUAAGUUUAUAUAUACUUAAACAAAUUAUACAGGGUGUAACAAAAAUACAGGUCAUAAAUUAAAUCACAUAUUCUGGGACCAAAAAUAGUUCGAUUGAACCUAACUUACCUUAGUACAAAUGUGCACCUAAAAAAAGUUACAGCCCUUUGAAGUUACAAAAUAAAAAUCGAUUUUUUUCAAUAGAUCGAACACUGUUUGAGGUUUCUUAUUGAAAACGGACAUGUGAUAUUCUUAUGAUAGAAACAUCUGAAAAAAAAAUUAUAGUGAAAUUUGUGUACCCCAUAAAAAUUUUAUGGGGGUUUUGUUCCCUUAAACCCCCCAAACUUUAGUGUACGUUCCAAUUAAAUUAUCAUUGUGGCAUAAUUAGUUAAACACAAUGUUUUUAAAACUUUUUUGCCUCCUAGUACUUUUUCGAAAAGUUAGUUUUUUUUGAGAUAUUUUGAAUAUUUUGUCAAAUACACCACAUAUUUGUGUACCUACUGUUAAGUACGAUUUUAGAGACUUGGUAAUAAUAUGAAAAUUUAUUUAUAAAUUACAGUUUGAGGUAUACUUUGAACCAUAUUAAAAAAGAAGCCACAUCUCGAUAAAAGGUGCCUUAUCUGAAAAAUAUUAAGAGGCAAAAAAGUUUUAAAAACACUGUGUUUAAAUAAUGGUACAGCAAUAAUAGUUUAAUUGGAACGUACACAAACAUUUGGAGGGUUUAAAGGCACAAAACCCCCAUAAAUUUUUUAUGUAAACAUAUCGAUUAAAACUGGUUUAUCGAAAAAGUACUAAGAGGCAAAAAAGUUUUAAAAACAUUGUGUUUAACUAAUAGUACUACAAAAAUAAUUUAAUUGGGACGCACAUAAAAGUUUGGGGGGUUUAAGGGAACAAAACCCCCAUAAAAUUUUUAUGGGCUGCACAAAUUUCAAUAUAAUUUCUUUUUAGGAUGUUCAUGCCAUAAGAAUGCCACAUGUCCAUUUUCAUUAAAUAAUAUCUUUCUAUAUAUCGGAAAAAAUCGAUUUUCAUUUUGUAACUUCAAAGGGCUGUAACUUUUUUAUGUGCAUAUGUGCUAAGGUAAGCUAGGUUCAAUCGAACUAUUUUUGGUCCCAGAAUAUGUGAUUUAAUUUAUGACCUGUAUUUUUGUUACACCCUGUAUAGGUACGUUAUAUUAAAAUAAUAUACGUAUUUAAAAUUGAAUAAAUGAAUUAUAUUGCUUACAUAGAUUAUGUUAUAUUCAAAUAAUAAUUAAUAUAUUUGUAUUUAUAUCAGCAAAGCAUAUGUUAUUUACGAUUGAUUUUGACACAUCUGUCAAUGUCAAAAUAAAUUUUAAAUUAUUCAUAGCUAUUAAUAAAAUAUAAAUGACAUUUGUUAGUAAAUUUAAUUAGUAUAUAAAAUAAAUAAUAAAUUUAAAAAUACAAUUUGAGUAUUUUGAAAAAAAUAAUUAUUUAGUAACGACUUUAAAAAGGUUUGUACACUUUUGUCUAACGGGCACCCCUUUAACGGAAGUACCUAAUAAUAAUGGACUCUUCCAUCUAUUGUUUACGAUUCACAUGCGUUGACGAUUUACUAUACUUCAUCAGUAAUUACAUUUUUCGCCAACUUAAAAAAAAAUAUUAAAGAAAAUAAUUAAAAGUUUUGCGGUACUUUAUUUAUACUUAUUUAAUUGGUUUAGAUGUACGUAAAACAUUUAUUAUUUUAAAAAUUUGAAAUUGUUUUAUAUAUUUAUAUUUAUAUAUUUUAUUUGAAAUAAAAAUUGUUUUGAAAGUUUGUUAAUGGUAAAAUUAACGGGUAAAAUCACUAGUAUAUAUUAUAUUAAAUUGGAUAUAUAUUAAAUUAUAGGCAUAAUGUAUAUUAAAUAAAAUUAAAUCUAAUGGAAUCGAAUUGAAUCGAACCGAAUAUAAUCGAAUAUAUAAGAAGUAUUCAUACACUCCGCAAGUGCCCCGCUCUAUUUUUAUUUUAACAUUAUGGAGCCAAGGAGCCAAAAUUUUCAUGUUUUGUAAUUAGAUUAAUUGAUUUAAUAGCUUUCCUCUACUUUCUUAAUUUGAUUAUCUUGUUUCUCUCCCAUUUCUGCAGUUGUUCCCAGCUGUGAUUCCAUUAGUUAAGUCAAUAGGGAACUUACACAUUUUUUUUAUUACAUAAUAAUGUUCAGUUUUGUAUAAAAAUGAGAUUUCCAAAAUUUCACGCUUCAAAAACUCAUAAUAACUUAGAAGUACAAAUUUAAAGUCUUCUUUAUUUUAAAAUAGUUCAAACGACCCGUAACGCCACAGAGUUUAACUAUGUGGUUCUGUUUAUGGUUAUAUUUACGUAUAUUCUUCUUUAGUUUAUUGGCCUCCACCUACUUGGGUAUUUGCCCAGCUCGUCGUCGGGGAAUAAAGGAAAAAUAUUUAUAUUCUAAUGACAUUUAUCGUAUGUCGUUGUAAUAAUAUAUACCAGUUUGUUGAGAUUGGAGUUUGAUACAGUUUUUGAAGGAAAGGAAAGAAGGUUUACUAUUGGAAAUAAAACCAUUUUGUAAAAGUACAAAUUUUCUAUGAAUAGUUCAAACGAUCAAAAACACUUUUAACGUCACAUAACUGUAUUUUUUACUGACGUUUAUAAUGUCUAAUUUAAAAUUAUAUAUACAAUUGGUGUAGAAUGUAAACAUACAACCCCGUGACGUCACGACGCGUUUUGUGGUGGCUGGUAUAAGUUGAAUUUUUAGUCGUCUUUAGGGGCCAAAUGAAAGUCAAACAAAACUUUUUAUCUUUGAUACAGGUUCUAAAUUAUGUUCUGUUGUGAUUUAUACCAUUGAUUCAUGCCAUGGAUCCAUACAGACAUGUCAUGAAACAAUGGAUCCAUACGUUCUGAAAUAAAAAGAGAUGAAAUUAUACCCUGUUUUUUAACUAGGAGGAGUAAAGUCAAAAGACAAGUUUACACCCAAUAAUGUCACUAGAAAAAUCAAAAAAUAUUUCUGUUUGAUCAUGUCGGCCUUCGACGGUAAUCCAUAAAUAUUAUAUUACACUAAUACAUCGUUAAAGAGUUCUAAAAACAACUGUUUUUUUUUAUAUAAAUGCAGACUCAAAAACUAAAAAUUAAAGGAAUAACGCAUAAAACUCAAAAAAUCGCCGAUAUGACUUAAUUAACCUUUUGAAUGCCAAUAGUGUCAACAUUUCCUAAUUGCCAAUAGUGUCAACAUUUCAUAAUUUAGUGGAGUAAGCGUGCCUGCGGUUGGACCAAUUACAAACAAGCAUUACGGAGAGGUAAAUUUGUAUUACUCCUCCUAGUUUUAAAAUGAGGUAUAGUAUUGGUGGAAAAUUAUCUCGAUAGAAACCCACUAAUUUACAUUGCAAUUGUCUUCAAUCAGUUUUUAGUUUAUGCGAAAUAAAAAAAUGUCAUUUUGACAUCAUAUGUAUAAUUAUGAUUAAAGUCAACUACUAUCUUAGGCUAACGUGUAAAGGUGGGAACUAACUUUUGAUAUGUAAAUUUAUAGGUUUGUAUCGAUAAUUCGACUACCCACCUCUACAAGUUUCAUUUCUUUUUAUUUCACCGCGUAUUAUGUUUUCCAUCUUUUGCGUUAUUUUACCGGUUAUUAGCGCACUCAUCACUUGACAAGUUCCUUGGUGCUUAUUUUCGAGAUGUAAUCGAUAAACUUUAGUGAAAAUUUUGAUCGUGCAAGCAUUAAAUUGAGCAGCAGUAGAUCAGUAGUUCCGCGAUUCAAUCUCACUAUACUGCAAAUUUGAUAAAAGCAAUUAUGUGAACUAAGGUCAGAAAAGCUCAAUUUGUCCCAUGAAUUAAUUGGUUAGUGAUAGUUUUAUUAAUUAUUGAAUUUUGUUAAGAUUGUUGGAAAGCUAAGAACAUUAUAUUCAUUAAAUUCCAGAAUAGCAUAGCAUAUUUUAUAGUAAAUGUCUUAAAUAAUUGGUCACAUAAAGUAAAUAAUCGGCAAUUGAUACACUCACAGGCAACUUUUUGUGAUUUGUAUUGAAGAACUACAUUACAGACAAAAGUUAAUUUUUGUUUGUGUAGUUUUGAUAUCCAACUGCUUAAUACAAAUCAUUUGACCAGUUGUUUAUUUUAGUUGACCUAUUAUUAUCAGCGUUUUGUAGUCUAUAGAAUAUGGUCAGUUGACCUGUAAUUUAAUGAAGAUGAAGUUUAUUACUCACAAAUGAUUUGCUUGCUCAUAUUUUGACCUUUAGAAAAAAAAAUACUCGUUAUGAGGUCACAAAUAUCUUAAAUUUCGUUUCGUCUUGUACAACUCUGAACAACCUUUCGCUAAAUUUUGAAUAACCUGGUCUAAUAUGUUUUGAAAUGUAAGUAUCAUCUCUAGUUUUAUAGCCAUUUUGGUUGACUUUUUUAAAUGUGUACAAGAUGGCCAGCUUUUUCAAAUUUUAUUGGUUAACUUACUAUACAUUACGUUCCUCUUGAUCUGUUCAAAUUCUUGUCCUUUUCUUUAUUUAACAAUUUUGUAUACGUACUGUGAACAUAUUGGGGAAUCGAAAUAAAGUUUACUUUAAAACUUUAUUUGUGAUAAUCUUAGUUGAAUCUAUAUUAUGAAUUUUAAUUGUUUCAAAGAAAUAUACUAAGGAAACGAAUAUGAAAAGGUAUUUCAGCAUUCUACAAAAAAUACUAAUGUGAUGUUUUUAAUUUUUGUAUAGUGUGUUUAUUUAUUUUUUAUUGUUUUACCCCGCCUGAAUGUCUGAAACUACCUUUAUAUUCGAUUAUACACACGCGCUUUUAGGCAUCUGUCCUUUAGUUUUACGUGUCAUUUGCUAAUGUGAUUCGUUUUUAAAACUGGACAUCUUGUAUGUGUCCUUUAAUAAACUUUUUUGAACGUUUCUAUCCCUUUUAUUGGUCUUUGUUUUAUUUUUGUGUGGUUUAAAUUCUGAGUUUCGCCUUAUAUUUUAAACCUGACCUUGAAUAAAGCAAAAUGUUCACCAAAGUUAAAGUAAAAUAUUAUUCUUUAAAAAUCUUUUAUAGAUCAAGUUUUAUGGUAAAAAUCACAUAAAUGGGGAAAAUAAAAACUAUUGAGAGUGUUGUACAAUCAUCAAAUUUUUCGCAGUUUGUUUACGAGUGUAGUAAACAUGAGAAGGACACAACGUCCAAUCUAAGUUUCCAAACUGAACCAAAUUCAUCAUAAUUCAUCAUUCAGUACCAUUGCCAUAAGUUCAUUAGCCAAGAAGUUCUGCUAUAACAUGGAUCCCUUUUACCAUCAAUCUUGUGGUAUCUUGAUCAGUGUGUAUAUUUUUACAUUUGUUUAGGUAGUUUAAUACUUCUGCGGAACUUGUCGAUAACCUGCAUGUGUCUGUAACACCAUAUCUCGGAUGCCUCGAGUUUUCUUGAAAAAGCUUUGGGAUGUGUGCAGGCCUCUACUCCGUAUAACAUAGAAAAUACAUAGCAUCUGAUGAUAGAUAUUUUGGUAGCAAGUGGUAAAUUGCGACUUCUGAAAAGAGACUUCAUCAUUAUGAACUCUGAUUUCGCUUUUCCUACGCUUUGUUUUAUUUCACAAGAGUGGUCCCAUUACCUGUUUAUAUUGGUACCAAGGUAUGUGUAGCUGUCCACCCUGUCAAUUGCUUGUUGGUUAACCAAAAUCCGUGUAUUAAUAUUUCGCGCUUACUGAAAACAUGUACUUUGUUUUUUUCGUAUUGAGAUCAAGUCCCUGUUCUCUACUUAUAUCUGAUAUGCCAGACAUUAUUCUUUGCAAACGAUCGAGGCUAUCUGCAAAGUAUUGCAGGAGUUUUUAUCAUUGUGGUCUCCAGAAUUCCCUCGGUUCUAUUUGUGUUGGAUGGUGUUGAUGAUGUGCCGUUUUUGGCAUGUUUUUGUACAUUAGGUUUUUCACUUCUCAGUGCAAGAACUGCUACGUGCUUUUUAAAUUGCCAGAUCAAAUAUCUUCAUUUAACGAUCGAAUGAUAAAAAACAAACAAAAAAUAGUAAGUUCCUUUGUAAGAGGUAUAUUUAAAAAAUCCCUAAAAAGGGUUACAUCGCAGAACUUUUUCGGAAUACUAAUUCCAUCAUCAGUGUUAAAUUCCAGUAAUGUACAUGCCUGAGACUCCAAAACGUUUGGGCAAAAACCCUUAAAAUGUUAUAAAGAUUAAAAAGAAUGUGUGUGUGUACUUUGUACGCACGUAAGAAGUUAUACUUCUAUUAUAUGAUUUCAACGAAAUCAAUAAAACAGUUUAUUUGUAUUAAAAAAAAAGUAAUAACAAUUGUCCGUUCGUGUCCGGAUUCGAACCAGGGACCUCCGCGUUACGUAGUCGAAUCCUCUACCAACAACCCAUCAGCGUUUUGUUUUGACGGCUGCUCGGACGUAAUUACAAACGACGGUGACAAAUAAAUCAAGUGAAGUAUAAUUAUAUAAAAAUGUUUAAUACUUAUUAUCUUAUUCCCAAGGAUGACAAAUUUAAAGACACAAAAAUUCUAAUAAAUAUAUUUACUAAAAACACUAAUAUAUUCUUUUUAAACCUUAGUUGCGCUGAUAUAGACAUAACUUGGAUGAUUUAGCAACUAACAACAUACUUUCUGUGUGCGCAUGCGCCGAGGAUUAUAAAAUUUCACUCUCGAUAGUAAAGAAGUAUAACUUCAAAAAUUUGUUACAUAUUCUUAUUUAAAAGAUGUGAUGUAUAAAAUAUUCCUGGAUUUAACCUAGGACAUCACAGGACUCUUCCCACGUGGGUUGCAAUGUCCAGAGGGCAGAUCCUCACAUAAUGGACUCUAAUUGGCAACUGGAGUUUACGGUUGUACACGUUAGAGUUGGUAACUAAGUUGCCAAUUAGAGCUCAUUAUGUGAGUUUAUGCCCUCUGGACAUUGCAACCCACGUGUGAAGAGUCCUGUGAUACCCUAGGUUAAGUCCAGGAAUAUUUUAUACAUCAUAUCUUUUAAAUACCAAUAUGUAACAAAUUUGAUCUUUACGACAUUUAAGGGGUUUUUACCCAAACAUUUUGGUAUCUCAGGCAUGUACAAUACUGGAAUUGUACACUGAUGAUGGAAUUAGUAUUCCGAAAAUGUUCUGUAACCCUUUUUAGGGAUUAUUUAAAUAUAAUUUUUACAAAGGAACAUACUAUCGUUUGUGAUUUAUGGUAUACAGCCAGCUACAGGAAUUUAUUUUCCUCGUGGAUUUUUUUAAACAAACAUUUCGUGAGCUACAAUUCUUAUUGAUAAUUAUUAGUGAAUUUUGUUAUAUUCAAAGCUCAGGUAUAUUUUUGCAGAUUUAAACCAGAGUUGAAACCGAUGUGGACUUUCUCCUUAUUUUUAUACUUUUUUGUCAUUACUACUAACAAAACAAGAUUUAAUUAUUGAAAAUGAAAUAUACUUCUGUUUCGAUCCAAAGCCGAUUUUAUUUUUCAACAUUUCCAGGUCCUAGAUUCGUUUUGCUUGUACAAUAUUUUGUAUCAAAUAGAAAAUGUAUUUAUUGCAACUGUGUAUAUUUCGUCAUUUCAAUGAAAAUACUUGCUUAGAUUUUAAAAGUACUGCAAUAAAAAAUAAUGAAAAUUA